GAGAGGAGGGGGCGAAAGACAGAACUUCAGUCCUUCUUUUGGGAUCGAAAUAAUACAGUUGCACAGGAAUUGCAGGUCUGUCAAGCUCUGGUUUUUCUUUUAGAAAGUCCAUCAGACGUGUGUCAACUUUCUUUGUACGCCGUGUGGAUGAAGUUGUGUGUGGAAAACGAACGAUCUUUGAAGCAGAAGCUCCGAGAGGGGAGACGAACUCGCUGAUUUGCGCACUACACGGACUGAAAAGUUUGACUGCGUGUCGACAACUCAGCGGAGUUCCCCUAAAGAUCUUUAUGUCGAGAAUGUGUUGCGGAUGUUGAGUAGUUCAAGAGAGAGAGAGAAGUAAUCUUGCUGAGAGAAUGGCGCUGAAGGCAAGGGUGUUGUACGACUUCCACUCGGAGAACCCUGGGGAGAUCUCCAUUAGUGAGAAUGAGCUGGUGAGCUUGUUCAGCGAGGAGGAGCUGGAGGGCUGGUUGGAGGGGAAGAACAGCAGGGGGGACGUUGGCCUUAUUCCAGCCUCCUACGUGGAGAUCAUCAGGGACCACAUCACCUCCAACAAUAACAACAAUGGUUUCUCCUCAUCCAAAGUUGGGACCACAACCCAGGCCACUUACUCUCAGCGAGGACCCGAAGCGGGGAGUGUCGGCAGCGGUGGUGGGGGUAGCUUCCACACCAGCCAAGGCAGCGAUGACGACUGGGACGAUGACUGGGAUGACAAUUCUCCAGCCACGGAGGCCCCACGGGGUCUGGGCACCUCACCCCCUUCUUUGUACCCGGUGACCACCUCCCUGCCGGCUAGGCGCAGUAGCUCUCUGCAACCUCAGGCCAAGAGCUCGGCCACGGUGGGGAGGAACUUGAACAGGUUCUCCACCUUUGUCAAGUCUGGAGGAGAGGCCUUCCUUCUUGGAGAGGCAGCUGCUUUUGUCAAAGACGGGGACCGGAUCUGUGUAGUGAUGGGCAAGCAUGGACCCGAAUGGCAGGAGGACCCUUACCCCUUCACUUGCACCAUUGAUGACCCAACCAAGCAGACUAAGUUCAAAGGCAUGAAGAGCUACAUGUCCUAUGGCCUGACGCCCACUCACACCAAUGUUCAAGUCAACCGAAGAUACAAACACUUCGAUUGGCUGUACGCUCGACUGGUGGAGCGUUUCCCAGUUAUCUCGGUGCCACAUCUGCCGGAGAAGCAGGCCACUGGUCGCUUUGAGGAGGACUUCAUCUCCAAGCGAAGGAAAGGACUUAUUUGGUGGAUGAACCACAUGACCAGCCACCCGGUGUUGGCCCGCUGUGACGUUUUCCAGCAUUUCCUCACGUGUGGAGCAGAUGAAAAAGCAUGGAAACAGGGCAAAAGGAAGGCAGAGAGGGAUGAACUUGUCGGAGCUAACUUUUUCCUCACAAUCAGCACACCCACUGUCCCGCUCGACCUUCAGGAAGUGGAGAGCAAAAUCGAAGGCUUCAAGACCUUCACGAAAAAGAUGGACGAGAACAUUGUGGUUGUAAACACCACCAUCAAUGACUUUGCACGCAAGCAGAUGUCGGGAUUCAAAAAGGAGUAUCACAAAGUCGGACAGUCCUUCAAACUUCUCUCGCAGGCAUUCGAGCUGGACCAGCAGGCCUACUCAGGAGGUCUGAAUAAAGCCAUCUCUUAUACUGGUGACGCCUAUGAGGCCAUAGGGGAUUAUUUUGCAGAUCAGCCACGCCAGGAUCUUGACCCAAUUUCUGAUCUGCUGGAUCUCUACAGAGGACACCUGUCCAACUUUCCUGACAUCAUCCAUGUGCAGAAAGGUGCGCUGACCAAGGUGAAGGACUGUCCCACACAGGAAGGUGAACUCCACGACCGCUGCAACAUCAUCUCGUGCGCCACGCUGGCCGAGAUCCAGCACUUUCACCGCACGCGUGUGCGAGACUUUCGAGCACAGAUGCAGCACCACCUCCGAGAGCAGAUCGGCUUCUUCCAAAAAAUUACGUCCAAGUUGGAAGACGCACUUCAGAGGUAUGACAGCGAGCAGUAGGAUAAGAUUUUUUUUUUUACAGCAUUGAGGCUGUGAGGAGAAAUCUGGAUUGGACUGGAGAGGAGAUGAAUUACUUCUAAGAGAACAUUUCAUCACACCCAAGGGGACUUGACAUUAUACACCAUACCAAACAAAAAAGGCUAAAUGAAGAGCAACAAUGUGAGGAGGAUUCUUUUUCGAUAGCCCACUCGCAUUUGACUGCGCGGUUCAAUUUGCAAUUUUUUUUGUAUAGUGACCCCCUACCUACAUAAAUCAUUUCAACUGGAUGCUUUAAGACUGAAUCUUUGUCCUUUGAAUGGUAUACAGUAUAGUGAAAAGCACAAAAGCGCCAAUUGUAACUUACAGUGCCUUGCAAAAGUAUUCGGCCCCCUUGAACCUUGCAACCUUUCGCCACAUUUCAGGCUUCAAACAUAAAGAUAUGACAUUUAAUUUUUUUGUCAAGAAUCAACAACAAGUGGGAAACAAUCGUGAAGUGGAACAACAUUUAUUGGAUUAUUUAAAUUUUUUUAAUAAAUAAAAAUCUGAAAAGUGGGGCGUGCAAUAUUAUUCGGCCCCCUUGCGUUAAUACUUUGUAGCGCCACCUUUUGCUCCAGUAGUGUAGUGCAGAGGCCGUCAACCUUUUUGUCAUCGCGAUAAAGCUAUUUCAUGUUGCUCGCAGACGCAGAAGGUAGGUGGCACGACGCCCAAAGAUGGACCUCGAUGCGGUCCAACUGCCAAACAUGAAUGCAUUUAUUUUUAAUUGUUGCACAAGAAACUCCCGUCUUGUAUUAUUUGUAGCUCAACACGACGGCAAACGAAGCACAAAAGCCGUGACUUUUAUUAUUUCAAGGAGGAGAGCGAUAUUUAAACAUAUGGAGGAAAACACUCAGGUGACUUGAAGUUUAACACCGAGUGUCAAGACACAGCUAGGAAUGGCCACAGCCGGACUUCGUGAGGAUUUUAUGGGUGAAACACGGCAGCAUAACAAGGGUCGUGAUGCAGAAAUCACAGACAACAAGGGGUGGUCGAGGCUUUCUUUUUCAAAUAUUUGCUCUUUUAAACUUUUUUUUUUUUUGGUCUUAGUUUUUAUCGAUUAUUUAUCAUCUAAAAUAUCGGGGGAAAUGCUACAGUAACAAAGAAAAAAAAUACCGUAUUGGCCCGAAUAUAAGACGGCCCUCAUUAUAAGACGACCCCCUCUUUUUCAAGACUCGAGUUUGAAAACAGACUUUUUGAACCCCAAAUUAUUUUUUUAUACAGAAAAUAAUAACAGUACAUCUGAAACAAAUGAUUAUAACAAUUUAUUUGAUAGUUUAAGCAUGUUAUUUUGCCUCAUUCAAAUCUUAAUAUCUGAACAUUUAAAUAUGUAAACUAAAGAAAUCACAUUCGUAAAUGAAUCACUUCUGGUUUUUGAAAUGUAAAUAAACCAAUCUAUUGUGAUAAAACAACAAAAUUGCAAUAACUGAAUUAAUCAUCAAAGUGAGGUCUAACUGUAACUGUAGUCUUGAAACAAAUCUGAAUAAGGAAAAACAUUGCCAUAAAAUAAUGCAAACUGGUUCAGCUUGAGAGUAGCUGAGAUCUGUCAUGACGGAACAUUACUCAAGUUCAGCAUUCGCUUCAAUGAUAUCUGGCGCCAUCUAGCGUUGUGAAUGGGUAUAAUGUCUAGACCCCGAAUAUAAGACGACUCCCACUUUUUUCGUCUCAUUUCAAUGCAAAAAACACCGUCUUAUAUUCGGGCCAAUACGGUACAAUUAGGCGCUAGUUAUGAGGUCGAUAUCCGUGACCUAUCUACAGACACAAUUUUUUUCACUGUGACAUAAUUUGUUUAAAAGUUUCAAAUAUGCGAGUAAAUAAUUUUUUAAAGUCGUUUUCUUAAACUAAAUAUCAGAUAUCAAUUAAUGAUUCUAAGCUAAAAAUUUUGAAGAAAAAAAAUAUAAUUACUUACCUUCUUUUCAUGGUUGGCUUGAAACAAAAGUGGUUGCGCAGUGUCUGUAAAUGGGGGUCUCCAGGGUAAAACAGACAAAUUAAAAAUACCCUAAUUCGCCAUGAAACUGCUUUGGCAUAUAGACUUAUUGUUUAAUCAAGCUUAAAAUACAACAGUUUAUUUUAAACAGGGGUGCAAGAGCAGAAACUGCUUUUUCAGCCUUGUCUGUGUUAUCCGCCAUAUUCAAGUUUUGGUGAGAACAUGGUUAAGAGACACUUUUUAAGCACCCCAACAUUUGGCAAACCUAAACGGAUAUAAUAAUCUAUCUCUCUUGUGGAUUUGUACCAAGUGGUGGUCCGCGGACCGGUGGUUAGGGACCACUAGUGUAGUAGAUUCCUUCACCUGACCUAUGUGCAAACACGUGAGUUUAAAUCCCACUCAGUGAUUGUGAAUGUGACCGUGAAAGGUUGUCUGGCGACAACCAGAUAAUGGAUGGUCUGCUAUGAUUUUAAAUAUCUAACUUAGUCCUGUCAAAUGGAAAGCAGAUUUCCAUAAAACAACAGUAACAUUUUUCACAUUGUGCAGAUGCUUGCUAAUCAUUAGUCAGUGAUGACAUUUGACUUUAAUUGAUGAAACAGCAUGGUUUGGCUGCUUGUUUUAGAAAACAGAUCUGUUGUGCAUGGUUAAAGGUCACAGGAUAUCAUUUUGCUUUUACUCCCACCAGUGGGAACGGGUAGGAACACUUUAACAAAGAAUGUCUGCCUCUUUGUUUCAAAAUUUCUACUGGAACCUUCCAGUUAAACAUUCAGUACGUUCUUAAUAAAUGAUGUUAUUGUUGAUGUGUUUUACAUUCUUUUAGUUAAAUACUGUAUUGUAAUUUCAGGUUUGUUUUGACAUUCCUGGGACUGGACCAAGUGAUGUUUUUUUUAAAGGGCAAUUGUAGUGCAUGAGGUGCUUAUAUUCACUUUAUCACAAAAUGACAGUAUUUCCAUAAAUAAAUGGUUAUAAGACAUAUUUCAAUUGUGUCUCUAUCUUUAACGCACAACUUUUCUUUUCAAGUAUUAUCAUUGUUUUAUGACCAUUUUUAGCAACAGAAUAUACAAUAUGUGUAUAUUUGUUGUUAUGAUUGUGCUCCUAACUCUCCAAAGUAAAAAUCUAAAUCUGACAUUGUGUGUCCAGUGACUGAUAUGUGACACCAGCAUUGAAAGAAAGCAAGUCAAGUUACCCUUCAUUAUUUAGUCAUGCCGCUUCCUUCUCUCUGCUUCCUUUUGAUUUUUUCCAGGUUUAAUAAUAAGCCUUGCUUUCAUCUCGUUACUCAUGGUUUUCUAACAGAAUUGCUCAGAAUGUCUGGCUUCUGAGGUAGAAUUGUUUGUCUAAUUUGAAAUAUUUACAUGACCAAACAAAGAAGCCUGUAGAACCACUCAAAUAUACAAUCGUUGAUUUAUUUGUAACAAAUGAACAUUGUUUAAUAACCCUUUAGUAAAAUGUAAUAUUUUUCUAACAGGAAAAACAACACAACAACAGAACAUUGAAGAUUAUAUUCAACGAGGAUGAGGGUUAACUUUCAGUUUGUUCACAGUUUGAGGUUUUAUUAACACUACAGACAUUUUUUAAAGGAGCUCUAAUGUGCUUUAUUUACAAACAUGGAAGGUUGAUUUUUGCACUCCAAACUGUUCGUAGGCGUGAAUGUGAUUGUUUGUAUCUUUGUUACACACUUUGCAGCCUCUUUUUAGCAUGCCAAAUCAGCCUGUUUUGAAGCUUGUCUCACUAGGUAACUUUUGAACCUUUAUAAAAUAUUUUCAUUUCUGAUGAUAUGUCGACUGACAACUAGUUGAAUGACACCUCUAUUAAAUCGUGAGGGGGUCAGUAUCUCUUUCACCAGCACUAAUUAACUUUGAGUAGGGUGGCAGGAACCCUGUCACACAAAAAAACUACAAAUGUGCGGACUGCCGUACGCCAGUGUUGUUUUCAUCGACAAUGACUAAAACGAAAAUAUUUCGUUGACGAACAAUUUUUUUUCAUGACGAUGUCGAGACGAUAACAGGCUAAAAACGUAACAACAUGAAUGCCAGUUUUCGUCUGACGAGACGAGAACGAGGUGAAUAUGCGCCAUAGUUUUGUCACGUUUACACGUGCUGUAAACCCCCCACCCCCGCUCCAACUCACCAGUGUCCUCUCCAGGCUUGUUAUGAAACACACACGGUAAGAUUUGUUCUCUUAGAGAGAAUAUGCAAUGUUGCUUUAGCCUUUAAAGGACUGUGCUGAGUGAUCGUCACACACUAAAUGCACUAAAUGAAUCUUGUAGCGUUAGCAUAGCAUUCAUGUUUCUGUUAGCAUUAGGUUAUUGCUAAUGGCAAGCAUCCUGUUAAACUCUCAGACAACAUUUUUCACAUACAGUUCGUGGCGUCCACGUGGAUAUAAUUAAUUGAAAAUAAUGUACUGUUUUCCUGUUGAGUGUAGAUUUGUAGAUGCUACGAUAUGUGCUCAUCUGUCAGUGUACAUUCAAACUAGUUGGAACUUGUAAAUCUUUAUUUUUGUGAUGAAAUUUUCUAAUUUUACAGACAAAAAUAUUGAGUAUACGUCGACUAAAACCAGACGAAAUUAGUUUCCGUCAGCAAAAACUAUAAUAAGACAAACAUAUGUUGAAAUGACUAAAAUAUGACUAAUACUAAUAAGUAUUAUCGUCCAAAAGACUAGGACGAAGAUGAAAAUUAAAAAUUCAGCCAAAAACAACACUGCUUUAUGGAAUACGUCACUUCCCCCUUUCCACAUUUAUUAUAAAGACGGAAGUCGAUGCGAACGCUUUUGCGCAAAGUCUGCAAAGAUGACAGAGCAACAAAAGAGACAAAAUGUUUUGUCUUGAGGAGGAAAAAAAAAGGGAGGCUACCAGGAUACUUGACAAUAGGC
Corythoichthys intestinalis (scribbled pipefish) is the source of this 6810-nucleotide messenger RNA. Its product is annotated as sorting nexin-18-like. The coding region runs from base 354 to 2003 and encodes 549 amino acids. Gene Ontology annotation, molecular function: phosphatidylinositol binding; protein binding. The record is from RefSeq and is a predicted model, not a curated record. Gene Ontology annotation, cellular component: plasma membrane; cytoplasmic vesicle. Gene Ontology annotation, biological process: mitotic cell cycle; protein transport; plasma membrane tubulation. The transcript has 4 exons. Lineage: Eukaryota; Metazoa; Chordata; Actinopteri; Syngnathiformes; Syngnathidae.